Messenger RNA from Schistocerca gregaria, 5074 nucleotides. RefSeq names its product wee1-like protein kinase. The record is from RefSeq and is a predicted model, not a curated record. The coding region runs from base 1343 to 3079 and encodes 578 amino acids. Gene Ontology annotation, molecular function: magnesium ion binding; non-membrane spanning protein tyrosine kinase activity; ATP binding. Gene Ontology annotation, cellular component: nucleus. NCBI's taxonomy places the organism in Eukaryota, Metazoa, Arthropoda, Insecta, Orthoptera, Acrididae. The transcript is spliced from 8 exons. Gene Ontology annotation, biological process: protein phosphorylation; mitotic cell cycle.
GUGCAAUCGCCCCCGGAAUAAUGGGGGUGUUUCGUCUUACGCGACUCGCCCUGUAUAGUUUGACUCCUUGGUAAUAAAUAGUAUUUGGGUCUUCACGCUAUUCUUUCUAUACAGAUACUAGCAACUGCCGUGUCUGGUUUUGUGAUUCUGUGUUGAGAUGUUUGUUACUAAUUGCUACAAGUUUAUUUCAUAAAAACUGUAGUUUGAAAGAACUUGGAACUCUCAAAAUAUCCCAUGUUUUAAACAGUUCGGUGCAGUGGGCCUUUUCAUGACUCAUCCUUAUUAUUGUGACGGCCUGUUUCUGCAGUCUGAACACACUUUCCAUAUUGUGAGCAUUUGGACCCCAGAGUAUUGCAGUAUGUCAUAAUUUUUGAUAGAAGUACAUAUAUCUGCAAAACAUGUUAUUCUUAGAAGCGAGCUAUUAAACAUUAUUGCUAAUAUCGUGUGGCAUAGCGUGCUGAGCUAAUUCUUUUUCCAAGUACCCUGAUAUCGUCAUUUACCAUUUUAAUUACUGAUCAACACAAAUACCUAAAACUUCUGUGCUACAUGCACAUGUUGUAAACUUAUUACAUAAUUUAAGGUUUGUUGUGUUAAUUGUUUUUUAUUUGUAUCAGAGUUCAUGUUAUUAGUAUUUUUGUACUAAGCGUUGUUUACCAGUUGUGCCCUCCUCUAAGUGCCUUGUCAGAUUUUACUCCUAAUGUUUCUGCUGUCCUCCCAGUAAUUAUUUUAUUGCUGUGAUGAACGAAUGAAACUGUUGUAUUUUGUGUGACAUGUAGUGGGAAGUCUUUAAUGUAAAUGAGAAACAGUAUUGAGCCAAACAAACUUCCUUGAAGUACUCCAGUAUUCAAAUUAUCUUGAUCUGAAAGAUGUAUCACUGUCCCUGUUUAAGAUUGUCCUUACUUAAUAGCUUGCUCUCUCAUAUGACCGAUGAUCGGAUAAUUUGUCUAAUAUUAAACUGUAUGUUACGUUCAUCUAGAAGUAAUUUCUAUUUCACAGUUUCAGAAAGUUGCAGCGUUGGUCGAAAAUCGUCUUUAAAAGUGGUGUGCUGUUUGAGUUCCAUUUAUUAUUGAUGAUUAUAUGGCAUUUAUAACUUUUUUGUGACUAAAUUUUGAAAAACUGGUCGUUAGUGCGAAAUAAAGUAUAAUUCAACAAUCGAAACUGAUAACAGUCGUAUUUUGAUGUUGUUAUGUUGGUAUUCGUAUUAUUCGCUUUGCCUCUGAAUCCCGCGAAGUGGUUGGUUACCGGUUUAACGUGUGAUAGUUAUGAUUUGCCGCCAUUCGUUUUGUAAGAUUUAGUGGCUUGUGUUUAUGUGAAACGUUUUAAUGUAUGAAGUUUUCGAAAAAUGGAAGAGUCAGGCUCGAGGAUUUUAGAUUUUGAUUCGUCGGUCGAUGAUAACUAUGAUUUUAACAACAGUUCGGUUUUUGAUCAUGACACUUCGAAUGAGGACGGAGCUCCUAAGCUACAGCAAGAAAAAUCAAGUUUACAUUUUGGACUAGAUUUUCGUGAUCGCGAGUGUAGUGUUAACAGUUGUGGUGAUGUGACAAACUCUACAAAUUUAAAGGUGUCCCUUUCCCCGCCGUACAAAGGAGUCCGUGCACUCAGGCUUCUCGAUUCGCCCCUUACUCCGAAGACAAUAAUUGAAAAUAGUUCUGGAACAGCGUUUUCGACGCCGUUUUUACGUCGUUCCAACCUUUGUCUUGCCAGGCGACAAAAUGGGCGUCCUCGAUCAAGAUUAUUUACCGCCCCAGAAGCUUCGACAGGAGAAAACAGCGAUAACGAUAAGCCAGCAGCUAACAUAAAUCCAUUCACGCCAACUGGAAUGCUUCUUUCAAGCAAAAAGAGAUCUAGAUCCAAGAGGAGUCUUGUGGGAUCACCACCUCCGCCUUCACGUGGUUCCUCGAUUGUUAUCCAGGCAGCAUCAGAUGAUUCAGAUAAUGAAGUGGAACAACCUACAAAGAAGCUGGCUCUCCAUGAUUCAAAUAUUUCAAGAUACCACAAGGAAUUUCAUGAACUUGAACUUAUUGGAACUGGAGAGUUUGGAACUGUAUUUAAGUGUAUCAACAGACUUGAUGGUUGUAUAUAUGCAGUAAAGAAAAGUAUAAAGCCAAUUGCUGGCAGUGCUAAUGAGAAAGCUGCUCUCAAUGAAGUAUAUGCUCAUGCUGUUCUGGGAAAGCACCAACAUGUUGUGCGUUAUUAUUCUGCGUGGGCAGAAGAUGACCAUAUGAUAAUUCAGAAUGAAUAUUGCAAUGGUGGUAGCCUUGCUGAUCGCAUUGUAGAAAAUCACAGAACUGGCACUGCAUUUUCAGAAUCAGAGAUGCGUCAACUCUUAACUCAUGUGGCUGAAGGACUCAGGUACAUCCAUUCUCUUCAGCUGGUUCAUAUGGACAUCAAGCCUGGAAAUAUAUUUAUAUCCAGAGAAAAGAGGCUAAAAUUAUUGAAAGCUGAUCAGACAGAUGAUGGUUUUGAGGAAGAGGAUACUGAGGAAAUAACAUACAAAAUUGGUGACCUCGGCCAUGUGACAUCAGUUGCUGAUCCGCAAGUGGAAGAAGGUGAUUGCAGAUACUUGCCAUAUGAAAUUCUCCAAGAAGAUUUCAGCCAUCUUCCAAAGGCUGACAUAUUCGCUUUAGGUUUAACUGUCUACGAAGCUGGAGGUGCUGGUCCGCUCCCGAAGAAUGGUCAGGAAUGGCAUGACAUUAGAGAUGGCAAAAUUAAGUAUUUGCCUAAUGUGAGUCGUGACUUCAAUGAACUUAUCAAGGACAUGAUACAACGUGAUGCCAGUCACCGCCCGAGUGCAGUGGAGAUCCUGCAGCACCGUGCGCUUUCUUCUGAAAAUAAGAGUAAGGCCCAGCUUCAGCGAGAGCUGAAUGCAGAACGUCUGAAGAAUGAGUUCCUGUCACGCCGCCUGGAGGCGGCUGCACAGUGUCUCAAGUCAGUUACUCCUACAAUCCUCAUGAAAGUCGCUGGUGCAGGUGGCAUUAGUGUAGAUGCCAAUUGUCGUCCCCAAGUGAAUAUAAUUUCUCGAUCCUCUCGCCUUAUUGGUAAGAAAAUUAAUCGCAGUCAUAGUGUAACAGGCUUCUAAUGUGGAGUAAAGCAGUUAUAUAUGGCCUGCAUUGGUUUUAGUGCCUUAUAGUUACAGGAACUACAAGGCUGAACUGGCUGUCUCCUUUGUCACCUCAGGGCACUUCUAAGUGGUUAAUGCUUCUGUAUUAUCUGGGAAGUAUUUCAUAAGUUGACUAUGAUGUGUGAAGCCAUCUUUUACAAAAGUGUGUUCUUGCAUUUAAAAUGUUCUUUCCUUAAUUUGAGCUUGAUGUUUUAUGUAGCAUUUGUGCUGAGUUUUAAGGCCUGACUUUACUGAGGUGAUAAAUGCUAUAUUUCUGAAAUGUUGUUAGUAACUGAUUUGUAGAAUUUCAGACAAGAAUUGUAGUUGACAUUGUAAAAACUUCACAUUGUAAGAACACUUGACUGCAAUUUAAAAGAGUUAGCAAAAAUGUAAAUAUCUGUAAAGUAUUUGCAUUUCAUUUGGCUUUUAUGUUUUAAAAUGUCAUUCAACAUUAUAAAUUUUACUUGAUUUUGGAGAAUCAUGUUUAGAAUUGAAUUAUUUUCAUCCUUGCUGUCUUUUAUUUGCUGACAAGAAUUUUCUGUGAAGGAAACUGUGUCAUUAACACUAUUGUGUCAAUGGCAACGAGCAGAAAGGGCUAUCCUAAGACAGACAACAGUAAACCUGUUGACAGAUAGAAAACUAAACAUUUCUCUGUUCGUAAAAUAUUGACGUUGAGCCAGUGUUUUCAGUAAUUCCCCUACAUCAAAUGUAUUGGAAAAUAUCACAUUGGGGAAUGGUAGUGUGCACCAGUUGGUGACUGGUGUAGUGAAGUGCUGUUUCUUCGCAUUUUAGUGGAGAAACUGGAAGCUGUGAGUAAUUAAGAAGAGAGUGAGAGUAGAGCAUUAAAAGGGUAAUAUUAAAUUGUUACCAUAUUUUACAUUUCCUCAUUAUUUACAGUUAAGUUCUUUUGUUUCAAUUCAUUUUCUUACUGAUCUUGAGUCCAUUUCCCCUAAUCUAAAUUUUGGAGUUGUUGUUUUUAGUGAGUAUGAAAAGCUUUGAACCGAAAGAUUUUAAACAAAAAUAAUGAGAAAACGUAAAUUAUUCAGUAUUCAAUGUGAAUUGAGUUUCACAUGAUUUAUCAUUCUGUUGUCAGUACCUGGUUAGUGGAGCCAAAUUUAAUGUAUUCCUUGUUGAUACCUUGUAUAUGAGCUACAACUGUCAUACCAAAAUUUGCGAGCUCUUUCUUAUUCUUGGAUGACAUACCAUUUGUAAAACACUUGGUUACAUCUGUCCCCUCCUCAACAUUUACUUUAAAAAAAAAAAAACCUCCGAGAAAACUGAUGGUUCAGAAGAUGCUUAAUGUGGUGCAUAAUUCAGAGGUUCAUAGGUCUCCAAAUUUUUAGUGUUUCUGCGUUCUUUGGCAGGUUCUUGUCUAUUAAAUUGCUGACUACAUCUGGACAAGAAAUAAAAAAUGAAUUGAGUAACACUCAUCAUGUUUUCAAAUAUGAGAAACCACAUUUAGUUGUUUGCUGAUACAUAUAAUGUGUUGCUGUUAAUGUUAGUUUUCUGUCUGUUUAGUUGGAAGUAUUUCAGUUCUUUGUUUAUGUUAUGUGUAAUGAGUAUACUGACAAGCUAAAGGCUUGAAGUGUUUUUACAAUGUCAUACCAUGAACAGCCUACAGUUCAUUUUAUUUAGGUGGAGGUAACUUUCUCAAUAGUUAAGACUAGUUGCUUCCAAAGAACGUGUAAAAUUUAAUCCUUUACCACAUGUUCAUUACAGCAGUUGCAAAAAUCUAAUGUGAUAACAUACAUGGAAGCUGUUCAUGUAAAUAGUGUGUGUGUGUGUGUGUGUGUGUGUGUGUGUGUGUGUGUGUGUGUGUGUGUGUGUGGGCGUGGGCGUGCACGCGCGUGCACUUGAAUCUCAGCAGUGCUAAGUAACUUUGAACACUUGUAAGACUGUAAAAUUUUUUAUUUUGUGUAUAUUUUCAAAUAAAUUCAAUAAAGGUUAUCAGAAUUGGUAUUUACAAAAAAAUAA